This is a messenger RNA of Lathyrus sativus (Indian pea), 3027 nucleotides long. NCBI's taxonomy places the organism in Eukaryota, Viridiplantae, Streptophyta, Magnoliopsida, Fabales, Fabaceae. The record is from the annotation of a GenBank genome assembly.
AUGUCGAACCCUCAAAACCAGAAACCAUGGAAAGCAGAGUACGCCAAAUCGGGACGUUCCUCAUGCCGAACCUGCAAAAGUCCCAUCGCCAGCGAAAAGCUCCGUCUCGGCAAGAUGGUCCAAUCUUCCAAGUUCGACGGCCUCAUGCCCAUGUGGCAUCAUGCUGACUGCGUAUUGAAGAAAUCCAAUCAGAUAAAACUAGUUGAUGAUGUUGAAAACCUAGAGACGCUUCGAUGGGAAGAUCAGCAGAAGAUUAGAACAUACAUUGAGAGCAGUGGUGGUGGUUCUACGUCGAAGUCGAAGUCGAGUGCCGCGUCUGCCUCUAAGUCAAGUGCUAGCAAGAAUGUUGAGUAUGAUAUUGAAGUUUCGCAAACUUCCCGUGCCACUUGCAAGCAUUGUGGUCAGAAAAUUAUCAAAGGAGAGGUUCGCAUAUCUACUAAGCCUGAUGGUCAAGGUCCCAGGGGUUUGGCUUGGCACCACGCCAAGUGUCUCUUGGAACUAUCACCAUCAAUUCAAUUUGAUAACUUAUCCGGAUGGAAUAGUCUCUCAUCUUCUGAUCAAUCAGCUGUCAGUGACUUAGCUAAGAUAGACCAUCCUAUGAACAAGGGAGGUGGUAGUGGUACAGAUGUUGAGGCUGAAGGGGUUAAAGUAUCCACACAACAAUCCUCUUCCAGAGGUGGCACUAAACGGGGGAAAGAUGCAGAGGGUGAGCAGAUGUCAAAAGCUGCUAAGGUCAAGGGAGACGUGUCUGUGGGUAGGGGAGUGGCAGUGAAAAAUGCUGAUGACUCUGGGGAGGCAGGUGGUCUUGAGAAUGGACUAAAGGCGCAAAGCAAAGAACUGUGGGCUUUGAAGGAUGAUCUUAAGAAGCACGUGACAACAGCAGAGAUGCGUGAAAUGCUGGAAGCCAAUGAUCAAGAUUCAACUGGAUCAGAGCUUGAUUUGCGUGAUCGCUGUGCUGAUGGAAUGAUGUUUGGAGGACUAUGUCAUUGCCCACUAUGUUCUGGUUUCCUGCGUUAUUCUGGAGGAAUGUACCGGUGCAGUGGAUACAUUUCUGAGUGGAGUAAAUGUUCCUACUCUACAUGUGAACCAAAACGUACUGAAGGGAAGUGGAAAAUUCCAAAGGAAACAGAUAAUCAGUAUCUUAAAAAGUGGUUCAAAUCUCAAAAAGGGAAGAAACCAAUUAGGAUAUUGCCUCCGCCACCGUCAAGGACUUCUGCUGAAAGUUCAAUUUCUGCAGGCCAACAUCAAUCAUCAAACAGUGAAAGUUUGGCAGAUUUAAAAGUUGCCAUCUGUGGAUUCCCUAAAGCUUCUAUUGAUGAAUGGAAACACAAAAUUGACGGCAUAGGUGGAGUAUUUCAUGCAAAAGUGAAGAAAGAUACUAGCUGCUUGGUGGUCAGUGGAGCGCUCAAGGACGAAGCUGAGAUGCGGAAGGCAAGGAGGAUGAAAGUACCAAUAGUCAGAGAGGACUAUUUGAUUGACUGUAUGGAAAGAAAGAAGAAGCUUCCAUUUGAUAUGUACAAAGUUGAAAUGAUUGGUGAGACUUCUAGCAUGGUCACCGUCAAAGUGAAGGGACAAAGUGCUGUUCAUGAUGCUUCUGGCCUACAGGAUUCUGGACACAUACUGGAGGAAGGGAAAAGUAUAUAUAAUACAACUUUGAAUAUGUCUGAUUUGUCUACUGGUAUUAACAGCUACUACAUCCUUCAAAUAAUUGAAGAAGAUAAAGGGUCAGAUUGCCAUGUGUUUCGUAAAUGGGGUCGAGUGGGAAGUGACAAGAUUGGAGGGAACAAACUAGAAGACAUGUCGAAAUCUGAUGCUAUCAGGGAAUUCAAACGACUAUUCUACGAGAAAACUGGAAACUCUUGGGAGGCCUGGGAACAAAAAACUAUUCAGAAGCAACCUGGAAGAUUCUUCCCCUUGGAAAUUGAUUAUGGAGUUAACAAUCAAGGCGCAAAAAAGAGUAAAAGCUAUACAGAUAGCAAACUACCCCCUACAGUGAGAGAAUUGAUGGAGAUGCUCUUUAAUGUGGAAACAUACAGAGCUGCCAUGAUGGAGUUUGAGAUCAAUAUGUCCGAAAUGCCUCUUGGGAAACUCAGCAAAAGUAAUAUCCAAAAGGGUUUUGAAGCAUUAACAGAUAUACAGAAUCUUUUUACAAGUGGCAAUCCCGAUUCAUCAGUCAGAGAUAGCUUGCUUAUUGAUGCCAGCAAUCGGUUCUUCACUGUAAUCCCUUCUAUUCAUCCACAUAUUAUUAGGGACGAGGAUGAUUUUAAGGCAAAGGUAAAAAUGUUGGAAGCCCUUCAAGACAUUGAAAUAGCCUCAAGAUUAGUUGGAUUUGAUGCCAACAGGGAUGACUCCAUUGACGAUAAUUAUAAGAAGCUCCGCUGUGCUAUAUCUCCACUUCCUCAUGACAGUGAAGAUUUUCAAUUAGUCGAGAAGUAUCUACAAAAUACUCAUGCCCCCACGCAUGUGGACUGGAGUCUUGAGCUAGAAGAAGUUUUUUCACUUGAAAGACAUGGUGAAUUUGAUAAAUAUGCUCCUUACAAGAGCAAACUUGGUAACAGAAUGCUCUUAUGGCAUGGUUCUAGGUUGACGAACUUCGUGGGCAUUCUUAAUCAAGGACUCAGAAUCGCACCUCCAGAAGCUCCUGCAACUGGCUACAUGUUUGGCAAAGGGAUUUACUUUGCUGACCUUGUCAGCAAGAGUGCUCAGUAUUGCUACACUGAUAAGAAAAAUCCUGUUGGUCUAAUGCUUUUGAGUGAAGUUGCCCUUGGAAAUGUCUAUGAGCUCAAAAAAGCUAAGUAUAUGGAUAAACCUCCGGCAGGAAAGCAUUCUACUAAAGGACUGGGAAAGAAAAUUCCCUUGGAAUCAGAUUAUGUAAAGUGGAGAGGUGAUGUCGUUGUUCCUUGUGGGAAACCGGUGUCAUCAAAUGUCAAGGCAUCUGAGCUCAUGUACAAUGAGUAUAUUGUCUAUAAUACUUCUCAAGUUAAGCUGCAAUACUUGCUGAAGGUGAGGUUCCAUCACAAGAAAUGA